Aspergillus nomiae NRRL 13137 is the source of this 597-nucleotide messenger RNA. Its product is annotated as cupin domain-containing protein. The transcript has a single exon. Lineage: Eukaryota; Fungi; Ascomycota; Eurotiomycetes; Eurotiales; Aspergillaceae. The coding region runs from base 1 to 597 and encodes 198 amino acids. The record is from RefSeq and is a predicted model, not a curated record.
AUGUCCUCCCUACCAUCCCAUAACCCCUACAACACCCCGACCCUCCCAAACUUCACCCGCUACAUCACCGGCCACGACGCAAACGGUACCGCGAUAGUCCACAGCGCCACGGAAAGUGCCUUCCGAGAAUACGACAGCGGUAGCUUCCGUUUCAAUGUCCCGUUCACAACCUCCCAGUUCCCUGCCGAACUCAGCGGCGAUGCCGAUCUAGCCGCCCACGAGUCCUUGAUAGCGUCUGGCAAACUGGGCUUAGUUAGCCCCAGUGGGACCGUGUGCCGGGUUGUGGACUUUGCACCGUCGAAGUCAGGCACCAAGGGACUGAUGCAUCGGACACAGAGCUUGGAUUAUGGGAUUGUCCUGGAGGGAUCGAUUGAGAUGUGGUUGGAUUCGGGGGAGAUGAAUCUGUUGAAGAAGGGAGAUAUUGCUGUGCAGAGGGGAACAAUGCAUGAAUGGAGGAACCCCAGUGAGGUGGAGUGGACUAGGAUGGCUUUUAUACUACAGGGUACCAAGCCAGUAGUCGUUGGGGAUAAGGUGCUGAAGGAGGAGUUGGGGAAUCAGACCGAAAUUGGGCCCAGUGUGAGUGUAAGUAACCUGUGA